AUGGGAUCUGAAAUUCAGGAACAGUUGGAUGGAGACAUUUUUGCCCUUGCGAGCUUAAUUGCAUUGGCGUUCGUGGCCGCCAUAAGUGUGGCAGCGGCUGCUCCUGGCGGUUGCUGUGGAGGAGGUGGAGGCGGUGGCGGAAGUGGAAGGGGUGGUGGAUAUAGAGGCGGAGGCGGAGGUAGCUUUGGUGGAGGAGGUGGAUCAGGAGGCGGCAGCGUGGUCCGGGCUCGGCUGGUUGGCGUGGGCUCCCUCUCAAGCAGCGGCGGAGGCGGCGGUGGAGGCAGAGGUGGAUUCGGCGGUGGAGGCGGAGGAACAGACAUUGACAUUGACGCCCUUGAGCUUAAACCUCCUGAUUUCAAAGAACAGAUACUUGGCAUCCCCGAGGACAGGGAGUAUAAAGGGAUCGGUGAAGUGAGAUGUAGUCAGUCUGCAGAGGUUUGGCCUCAAAAUAUGAACAAUUAUAUUGCAUUGGCGUUCGUGGCCGCCAUAAGUGUGGCAGCGGCUGCUCCUGGCGGUUGCUGUGGAGGAGGUGGAGGCGGUAGCGGAAGUGGAGGGGGUGGUGGAUAUAGAGGCGGAGGCGUAGGUAACUUUGGUGGAGGAGGUGGAUCAGGAGGCGGCAGCGUGGUCCGGGCUCGGCUGGUUGGCGUGGGCUCCCUCUCAAGCAGCGGCGGAGGCGGCGGUGGAGGCGGAGGCGCAGGUGGAUAUGGCAGCGGAGGGGGUGGUGGCUACGGUGGAGGCCGCGGUUGAGGCCCCAGCGUAGUCCGGGCUCAGUUGGUUGGCGUGGGGUCCCUCUCAAGCAGCGGCGGAGGCGGCGGUGGAGGCGCAGGUGGAUACGGCAGCGGAGGUGGAGGAGGCUACGGCAGAGGCGGCGGCCCCAGCGUGGUCCGGGCUCAGUUGGUUGGCGUGGGGUCCCUCUCAAGCAGCGGCGGUGGAGGCGGUGGAGGCGUCGGUGGAUACGGCAGCGGAGGUGGAGGAGGCUACGGCAGAGGCGGCGGCCCCAGCGUGGUCCGGGCUCAGCUGGUUGGCGUGGGGUCCCUCUCAAGCAGCGGCGGUGGAGGCGCAGGUGGAUACGGCAGCGGAGGUGGAGGAGGCUACGGCAGAGGCGGCGGUUGGUAAUGUGGCUUCGUGACAAGACUCAACCCAAGAAGAUUGAAUGAUAUAAAUAAAAUACGAAAAUGAAAAACAGUUCUUUGCAACCAUGACUUUCUUCUCCUUUGAUGCAAUUCUCUUCAACGAAAGGAAAAUGCAUGUUGUUUGGGUCUUCGGGUAAACUGCUCUUGCGAGUUAU
Molecule: messenger RNA, 1288 nt
Organism: Penaeus monodon (black tiger shrimp)
Lineage: Eukaryota; Metazoa; Arthropoda; Malacostraca; Decapoda; Penaeidae
Product: glycine-rich cell wall structural protein 1-like
Exons: 10
Source: RefSeq, a predicted model, not a curated record